This is a messenger RNA of Penicillium brasilianum, 1692 nucleotides long. Lineage: Eukaryota; Fungi; Ascomycota; Eurotiomycetes; Eurotiales; Aspergillaceae. The record is from the annotation of a GenBank genome assembly.
GCAUCACCUCAAUCCUUAUCGGUUCUGUACCAUAUCCAUUCCUCUACCCCUCAACCAUACCUGCAGGAUCUUAUCUGCCCCUCAAGUGUUCGCUGCAUAGUUACCUAGGGUCAUACGUUCCUUGUUUGUUCUUCGUUCACUCAGCUUUGCCGUUCUCAUUACACUCUCCACUCUCUCUCCAUCAUGCCCUCGAUCGUCACCAACCCGACCAUGUCUGCCUCUAAUAGCAAACUCUCCAAGCGACGUCGCUUCCAGACACCUAUCACAAAUUUCUUCCCUUCGGUUCCAUCAGAGUCUCAAUCUGCUGAUGGCCACGCCGUUUCAAACAACCACUAUUCCGCCUCGACGUUCUCUGCAACCCCGGUGGUUCCAGCCAAGGUGCAGGCCUCACUACUGUCGGUCGGAAUGCGGGUCCGCAAAUCUGUAGCAGAUGGAUAUAAAACUCAAUUGUCACUGGAAGCCGAGAAAGCCAAAGUUGCAGUCGUUGCAACGCAAUCCCAUCUCGCUCAAUCUUAUUAUGGCAACACUCGUCACGCGGAACUCGCACCCUUUUCUGGCCUCUCCAAAUCCAUCGACGAUCCACACUCAAUCGUCACUGAUGAUGGUGAUGCCUUUUCCCUCCCCCCUAGCAGUCAGGAAUCCAUCAUAUCAACCGGCUCAUAUGCCUCCGGACUGAAUGGUCAGAAACGAUCAUUCGAUUUCGAGGAUGAUUUAUAUGCUGACGAGGAUGAGACCCGACAGAAUGCUCCUCGAGAACGAAUCAUUCUGUCUCCAAGGCGCCGUGUGCUUGCCCAGCAUUCUAGCAACCUGCCGAAGAUGGACCUAGAUGACUUUGAAGAAGCGUCUUUCCUCCGUCAACGGGAGGAAGUUGAUUCGGACUAUAUGCGAAUGGAUUGUGCCUAGCACGCUUUCAUUCGUCGCACUUGCUUUGGUCCUCAGUGGUUGCUACUGGAUGGCCCAUGAAGAGGACCUGAUUUGCUUUGCCAACACUUGCCACUGUCCCGAGUUUGGUCUUUACUUUCUUUCUCACUUGUCCUUUUCCCGAUCAAUCCUGUAUCACCACCUGCGUUUGUCAUCUUUGCUUUGUACCUAUACCCAGUUUUAUCUCAGCCUUGUUCCAUCAUUGUUUGUAUUAUUAUGUUGAAAUGAUCACCCGCCGUUCAGUUACGUGCGAAACAAUAUUUGAGCUUGUCCUUGUGUACGCCUAUCGCCGAGCCCAAUAUCAAUUACUGUCUAUAAUCUAAGUGGCUGGGAGGAAACCACACACGAGCCAUCUCGGUGCACCAAAGUGGAGCCCGCAAUUAGUACCAUGUUGAUCCAAACCCUGUUGAUCCAAACCAUGACGAUCCAAACCCUGACAGGACACACGGAUUGAUGGUCGCAGCGACAGUCCGAUGCUGCAGCCUUGCAAUGACCCUGUCUAUCUGCUCGUCAGGAACAUACUUUCUUUGUGAAAGGGCGCAAAUCUCAGGACCAACUAAAUCUCUCAAUGAGAGGCCUUUCUGCAGUGUCAGCGGAGGCCAAGCUCAAAACGGUGAGACCGAGGCUGGAUACUAAGAUAGCGCCUCCGAGGGCUGCAGAAUGUUGGGGGCCACGCUUUAAUUGUGGCCGCUGCCAAUUAUGUCUUUUGAGGUGGGCUCAUCACUCUCGUGUCCACCCAACCGAUUACUUCAGGGUCAGCUCGAAUCCGCC